Molecule: messenger RNA, 501 nt
Organism: Phytomonas sp. Hart1
Lineage: Eukaryota; Euglenozoa; Kinetoplastea; Trypanosomatida; Trypanosomatidae
Source: the annotation of a GenBank genome assembly
AUGGAGAACGUUACUGCUGUGACCCCUUUGUACACCGAGUCCCCUGCCGACUACGCAGGAGGCUCGCGUCGCCGUGCGCAGCGAAUCGACCCUACGAAGCUCAAGACGAAGGUGUGUCGCAACUACGCGCUCGGCCUGCCCUGCCCGUUCGAGCAGCGCUGCGCCUUCUCCCACGGUGACGCCGCGACGCGGUCGCCCACCACCGGGGAUGCCGAGGCCUUCAGCCCGAACCACGGCCGCAGGGCCAGCUUCACCACCCGCGAUGACGACGCCUGCGUACCGACGACGACCGCGAUGCGGCGGGUCGAGUCCGACAGCGCCGAACUUGACGCCUCAUCCAGCGAUGGCGUCUCAGACUCCGCCGGGAUGCCACCGCCGGCGUACGAAAUCGCGAUCCAGGAGGAUAUGGUCGGGCUAGUCGACGAACACGCCCUCCCUCCGGCCUAUCCCACACGCUACCGCUUCGACCCCUACAGCUAUUCCAGCGUUCGGUACGAGUAG